GGCUGAAAAGUCCUAGCUUUUCUUACAUCCGUCCAUAUAUUGAACAUUUUGAGUUUUAUGUAACUAGUUCUCUACAUCUGGAACCAUAUCAAUUGUCCAUUGAUUCACAAUGCUGGGAAGAAGGACCUCGCCUCAGGAUGUACUUAAAGCUUUUCCCUGUGGUCGGUGUCAACCACACAUUUAAUGAAAGUGAGGUGCUUCGUAUCCGUGACAUUUUUGGAGAUUGGAAUUUUCCUGGAAAUAACUUUUUUGGACCUUAUGAACUUCUUAAUUUCACUCUUCUUGGCCCAUAUUCAUAUAUCAAGUUUGCUUCUGAAGGCAAGGUUACAAAAAAGAGUGUGCUUAUAGCUUGUAUUGCUACCGCUGCUAUUUUUGCUGCAACAAUUACUACGAUUGCUACUAUUUUAAUUUUAAGAAGGCAUGCUAGAUAUCGAGGAGCCAUAUUAAGGAAGCACUUCUCCCCAAAGCUCUGUAUCAAAAUUGAUGGUGUUAAAAGCUUCAGCUUUAAACAAAUGGCAUUGGCUACUCGUAAUUUUGAUGGCUCAACUCAAGUUGGUGAAGGUGGUUAUGGGAUAGUUUACCAGGGAAAUUUAGCUGACAAAACAGUUGUAGCUAUCAAGAGAGCAAAAGAAGGGUCCUUGCAAGGACAAAAGGAAUUUUUGAUAGAAAUAGAAAUAUUGUCAAGGUUACAUCACCGCAACCUCGUUUCACUGGUUGGAUAUUGUGAUGAAAAAGGGGAGCAGAUGCUAGUUUAUGAGUUCAUGCACAAUGGCACACUGCGAGAAUGGCUUUCGGAAAAAAGCAAUCAAAGUUUGACGUUUGGAGCACGAUUACGUAUAGCGCUUGGUGCAGCUAAGGGUAUUCUUUACCUCCACACUGAAGCUCACCCUCCAAUAUUCCACAGAGAUAUCAAAGCCAGUAACAUACUCCUAGACUCUAAACUCACAGCAAAAGUUGCUGAUUUCGGACUGUCACGGCUUGCACCUGUCAUAAAUGAUGAAGGGAUGCUACCCAACUACGUAUCCACAAUUGUGAGGGGAACACCUGGUUACGUUGAUCCUGAAUAUUGCCUUACUCACAAGUUGACCGAUAAAAGUGAUGUUUACAGCCUUGGGGUGGUAUUUCUGGAGAUCUUGACAGGCAUGCGUCCGAUAUCCAAUGGUAAAAAUAUUGUUCGUGAGGUCAACAUGGCACAUCAAUCUGGAAAAAUCUUAUCCAUUCUGGACAGUAGAAUGGGUUCUUACCCCUCAGAGUGUGCAGAGAGGUUUGUAGCAUUGGCACUAAGGUGCAGCAAUGACAAUCAGGUAGAAAGGCUACCAAUGCUUGAAGUGGUCAGGGAACUAGAGGCCAUUCUUGGCAUGAUGCCGGAUGAGGAAGUUGAGACACCAAAUUCUAGCAAGAAGUUAGAUGGAAUGUUGUCAUCAAUAAGUUCAGAUACGGCAGGAAAUUCAACGGGUUCUUCCCACUUCUGAAGCAGACUUGGUCAGUGGCGUUACAUUCCCCAUCACAGCUCACAAACAUCUGUAUAAAUUACAAGCCUCGUACAUCAGGGUACAGAUAGAUUAGGAGAUAAUGUCGUUAUUGCAGUUGUAAAGCCUUCUUUGUUACUCCUGCCUCAAUGUAUUUGUCUAGAUUUCGCCUUAUGAUAAGAAAGUGGUUAUAAUGCA
Molecule: messenger RNA, 1667 nt
Organism: Cuscuta campestris
Lineage: Eukaryota; Viridiplantae; Streptophyta; Magnoliopsida; Solanales; Convolvulaceae
Source: the annotation of a GenBank genome assembly